Molecule: messenger RNA, 1119 nt
Organism: Drosophila guanche
Lineage: Eukaryota; Metazoa; Arthropoda; Insecta; Diptera; Drosophilidae
Product: phenoloxidase-activating factor 2-like
Exons: 2
Coding region: 16-1119 (367 amino acids)
Biological process (GO): proteolysis
Molecular function (GO): serine-type endopeptidase activity
Source: RefSeq, a predicted model, not a curated record
ACCGAUUGAUUAAGAAUGAAGAGUCCAACAGGAAAGUGGGGACCUGUGCUGAUGAUCUUCGCGUUGAUACUGCUCUGUUCGGCAUCUGCUGAGGAAGAGGAUUAUGACGACUCACUUGACAUUGUAUUUGGUGCAAAGGACUCAACCCCUUCAACCACACCAGCUCCAGAAACAACAACAACCACGACAAAGCAGCCGGUGACUCAAGUGAAGCGGUGUGGCAUGUUCAAGGAAAAUAUCUGCGUUAAGCGCACUGAGUGCGCGGAAACGGCCAGCAACGUUCGAAAGAUAAUCAUCAAUUUGCGAGAGUCUGCUAGUACGUGCCACUAUCUGGAGGCCUGCUGUCGUCCCGAGGAUAGGCAGAAAGAUAUCAUCAAUCGCGAGCCUACGGCUGACAACAGUCAGUGUGGUGUGAGCAAUGUGGAUGGCAUCUACAUGACCGUAAGGGGAGGAAGCCUGCAGACCAGCUUCGGGGAAUACCCCUGGGUGGUGGCCUUGUUUAAUGACAAGCACAAUUUUGUCUGCACUGGUACUUUGAUCGCCUAUGAUGUGGUCUUGACAACGGGAACCUGCGUGGAUGGCGAAGGGCAGCUGACGGUGAAAGCCGGUGACUGGGAUCUGAUGACAGAGAAAGAGUUUGUUAGCCAUGUCAGCGUCAGAGUGAAAACUCCAAUACUGCACGAGAAAUUCAAUUGGGACUCAGCGCAAAACAACAUUGCCCUGCUGAUGCUGGAGAGUUCGUUUCCCACUCUGCGGCACAUUACGCCCGUUUGUCUGCACGACGAGGACACCGAAAUCUUCUUUGAGAAGUGCUUCAUCACGGGCUGGAAAUCGAGGUCCAUUGGCCAAUGGAGGGACAUAGUCGUCAAGGUGGACAUGGCCAUAGACAGUGGCUCAUGCUCAGUCAAUUCCAUCUCGACGGAAAUAUGCGCCAUUGAAAACAGCACCGAGCCCAUCUAUGCCCGCGGAGCACCACUGGUCUGUCCAACAGACACCAGUAUUCAUCAUCUUAUUGGCGCCUGGAGUACCAGAACAAAUGGCCAGACUCAUUUCACUGAUGUCAGGCAAUAUGGUCGGUGGAUUCGCAAUAAAGUAAAACCUUUUGGCAUUUUCAUUUAG